UGAAAAUAAAAAGAAGGGAAUGGAUAGAGUUCAUACCCUCCUAUGAUAUGCCAAAAUAAGAGAUCGAAGGAGAGAGUAGAGCUGUUAUAAACGCACAUUCAUUCAUAAAAUUCAUAAUUAGUAACUACUCAUUUACUCUCUCAUAAAUCAUCAAAAGUCAAGAAAAAAAAAAAAAAUUUCUUUCAGAAACAGAAAAAAAGAAAAAAAAAGAAAAAACACUUCCCCUCUCAUAAAUUCACAAUCAAAUUCAUUUUCUUCCAAUUUCCCAACAACCUCUCUCUAUCUCUCUCUCUCUCUCUCUCUCUCUCUCGAUCUAUCCGCCUCUCUCUGUUUUUUAUUUAAAUUCAAUUUAGAUUCCACCUUUUUCCACAGCAAACCCAAACCAAAUCGAUCAAGCAAUCAAUCCAAUGAGCACGGGCGAGCUUCUCAGCAUCGAGCCUCUGGAGCUCAAGUUCCCCUUCGAAUUGAAGAAGCAGAUCUCUUGUUCGCUUCUGCUCUCGAAUAAGACCGAUAACUAUGUCGCUUUCAAGGUCAAAACUACGAAUCCCAAGAAGUAUUGUGUUCGUCCGAACACGGGAAUUGUCUCGCCUCGAUCCACAUGUGAUGUUAUAGUUACAAUGCAAGCACAAAAAGAGGCUCCUCCAGACAUGCAAUGCAAGGACAAGUUUCUCCUCCAGAGUGUAAAAACCAAUGAUGGUGCAGCUCCAAAGGAUAUUACUCCAGAAGUGUUCAAUAAAGAGGCGGGAAAUGUGGUUGAGGAGUGCAAAUUGAGAGUGGUAUAUGUUUCUCCACCUCAACCACCUUCUCCGGUUCCAGAAGGGUCAGAAGAAGGGUCUUCACCAAGGGGUUCUGUUAUGGAGAAUGGAAAUGUGAAUGGUGCUGAGUUUUCCAAUGCUGCAAAAGCAUUUAGUGAGCAGCUUGAACCUCAGGAGAGAUCUGCAGAGGCAAGAUCACUUAUAUUGAAACUGACAGAGGAAAAGAAUAAAGCAAAUCAACAAAGUAACAGGCUUCGCCAGGAGCUGGAACUCUUGAAGCGUCAAGGGAGCAAAAGUCGUGGUGGUGUUUCGAUCCUUUUCGUCAUUAUUGUUGGCUUGAUUGGCUUACUUUUGGGCUAUCUCAUGAAGAAGUCGUAAGCACUCGGUUACAAAUCUUGUGUCGAGCUGUUUCCUUCCGAGUCAUUGAAGAAUGAUGGUGGAAGGAAAAACUGAGGGUGGCUCAUUUUUAGUUAGCUUUGCGAAAGUUUCCAAACUUGUUUAGGUGGGGCUGUGGAUCUUAGGUGCUGGAAUUCUAGAUUAGUGCGUGGUAAACUUACAUUCUUUUGUAACUUAAGAGGAUGAUUUUCACUUUGUUUCAUUUGUGUUUCAACUUUGAGAGAUUUUGGUUAACUGUAUCUCUGAUGGUUGUCAAUAAUUUUAUACAUCUCAGUGUGAUGUAAAACCUGUCUUCAUUUCUUCUAUAUUAUUUUUUCUUUGUUUCAA
Messenger RNA from Prunus persica (peach), 1478 nucleotides. Its product is annotated as vesicle-associated protein 1-2. The coding region runs from base 408 to 1133 and encodes 241 amino acids. The transcript has 8 exons. The record is from RefSeq and is a predicted model, not a curated record. Gene Ontology annotation, cellular component: endoplasmic reticulum membrane; plasma membrane. Gene Ontology annotation, biological process: endoplasmic reticulum membrane organization. Lineage: Eukaryota; Viridiplantae; Streptophyta; Magnoliopsida; Rosales; Rosaceae.